AUGGCGAAGGAGGUCAGCAAAAAAAAUAAAGAACGUCGUGGGAAGCAGACAAUGAUGGAUACUACAAGGACAAAAAGUUUUGCACGUGUUUCUGCCGAGAUUGAGGAAGAACAAUGUAUUCAGCUUUCUCGUGUAGAUUUAUUCAUCCGCACACAUGUAAAUAAGGAUGGCAAAGCUACUGAUGCUGCUGCUUCGGAGAUGAUUGAAAACAUAAGAGAACUUCAAAAAAGUUACUCUGACUCGCCUAUUGGCAGCUCCAAUGAUUUGUUCUCCAUUGUGAGGGGAGAAGAGAGAACUGGUCAUGUGCGAAUGCUUGGUUUCGGGCCUACACCAAGCGAUGUUUGGGGGCCCUCUCCUAGUAAAGCUGAACUGAUUAAUAAUGCUAAAAAAUCCCAGGAGGAGGCACGUGCUACACGUGUAGAGUUGCAGAAGACGAUUUCAAAAAUGCAAGCCGACUAUGACAACAAGUUGGAAAAUUUACGAGCCAACUACGACGACAAGUUGGAAAAUUUACAACAACAGGUGGCUAUGCUAAUGCAGAUGCAACAACAAAAUUGUAGUGGACAGGAUUCUGAUUCUUUAAAUGCUCCUCCUAGAGUAUCCACAAAUCCAUUUUCUAAUCGUGAUGCCAAUUCAGUUAAGAACUAUAUUCAAGAUAUAGUAAAGGCAGAGAGUAAUUUGGAGAAGUCUGGGAAGCAACAGAGAGGGAAGAAACAGAAAAUUGGCCGGAGACGUUAG
Cornus florida is the source of this 738-nucleotide messenger RNA. RefSeq lists its product as uncharacterized. NCBI's taxonomy places the organism in Eukaryota, Viridiplantae, Streptophyta, Magnoliopsida, Cornales, Cornaceae. The transcript has 6 exons. The record is from RefSeq and is a predicted model, not a curated record. Bases 1 to 738 code for a protein of 245 amino acids.